UACAAGUUUGUGAUGUUAUCAGGAAGCAGAAGAACGGAUGUAAGGGAGAUAGCUCCUGCUGAACGCAGAAAUGGCGGCAGACGCGCUUUGCCUCGAAAACAUUGACGAAUAUGUUAACGACGAGAACAAAAUUGUUACUUGCAAGUGGCUUAGUCUAACACUGAAGAUUCAUAUAAAUCAGGCUAAAAGGUUGUUAUACACGUUCCUCCACAAACAGAAACAGCAAAAGAAUCAGCAAGUCAAUGCUACUUAUUUUGUGGCAGGACUUUCACAAAAUAGUCAUGGAAUCCCAGAGCACAAAUGUUUGGUGGUGCCAGAAGAGGACUUGGAAGCCACUCGCAGACAGCUGUCUGUGGUUACCAGCUGUCACAUAUACAGUGUGCAACGAGCCCAAGUGAAGGAUCCAAAUGUACUCUACAUGGCUGAUUAUGAUGGGAUGAAGGAAAACCAGUCAGAUAUAAACAGGUACAGCAGCAUUCUUUGUAAACAAGCGGCUGUACCUAGAUCAAGGCCUUCAGUGACAAGCAAAGUGCCAGAGAAAAUACAUGACAGCCAUCAAGAAAGCAAUAGUAAUAAAACUGAAGAAAUGAAACAAAGCAACACAGAUUCUUCUGCCAAGAAAAGUAGUGCAGAAGAUUUCAGGAAAAAGGAAGAUUCGUCAAUGAAACCUCAAAAGGAAGAAAACAAAACUGAUAAGGCUCCUCCCAAGAAAGGAAGUGUCAUGGAUCUUUUUGCAAAUGCAAAGCCUUUGGUAAAACCCAAAGCAGCAGAAACAAAGAAAUUUCCUGCUGUAGCAGAGACCAAGGCUACCAAUAAAGACAGCAUCAGCAGUACACAGAGCACUAAGCGAAAUACGAAAAAGGAAGUGCGAAUAAGAGAUGAUUCAGAUGAUGAGGAGCCAGAAAGGAAACGAAGGCGGAGGAUCAGAUAUGACAUGUCUGAGAGCAGUAGUGAGGAAGAGAUAGAGGUCCAAGAAAGUCCACUUCCAAGUCCUGCAAAAGAACCAAGUCCUCAACCAGAGUCACCCACACCUAAAAAGAAAGAGCAGACUGAGAUGUGUAAUAACAGGCAGGCGACAACUCCACGAGAGAACAGCAUACAAAUGGACAAAGUGCGAAGGAGAAGGAGAAAGCUUGUGCCAAAAACCUCUCUUGAUGAAGAUGGAUUCAUGGUGACAGAAAAUGUAUGGGAGAGUGAGUCAACAGAUGCUUCAGAAAUGGAAGAUGAAGCAAAGAAGGCAAAGACUGUUCAGAAGCCUACAACUUCUCCGCCCAAAACUAGUCCUCGCAAGAAACCGUCACCAGUUAAGGGGAAGCAAACUUCGCUUAUGUCCUUCUUCAAGAAGAAGUAAAAAAAGUGGAUCAACAUUCCUGUCUUCCUUUAUGACUAUUCUUCUUUCCCCAGCCCCCUACAGCCAAAACACAAACACUGUUCAAAAUACACUGCUGGAUGUGAUGUGAUAUUUGUUCUCACUUUUCUGUGCUCAUUAUGGAAACAUCUGUUGUGACAAAGUCAUGAGAUCUGCAUCAGGUAUACAAGAGUGAUUGUAUAGUGUCUUAGCAAGGGAUGUUUAUGUAAGAUCUGUUUAUUUGCAUCAAGCAUUCAAUGGGUCACUUUUGUACAUGGUACUUUUUUGAGUGGAGAGAGAAGGGACUAAACCAUUCAGAGAAUUUUGCUGCAUUAAAAAAAAGCUGCAAUAAAUAUCAACUCUGGAAUUACAGAAUUAAAGUUUGAUUAGUGUCUCUUUGGUGAGCAUACAGUCAGAGAAUUGAGAAAACUAUUGCACUGUGUUAGGAUCAUCUUAGGAACAACAGGUUAAAACAGUAUUGGGAGGAACAAUGGGGCUAUUGUUUGAGACUGAUUUCAUCAUACUUCUUGCUGAGUAUUUAUAUGUUGGGCUGCCAUCUUGAAGCCAAUGAUUACAUGAAAGCUACAAGAUGUGCUGUGGAGCAAAUAACAACUAUUAGCGUGAUAGAAGAAAAUAAUUGCUGUACAAUAAAAAAAAAAAAAAAAAUUGCUUGUCUUGUGCAGUGUACUCUAGAAAUAGCUUUUGUCAGUAAUGAUCUACAGUCAAGAAAACCUAUAAGUAGAAUGACAGACUGUGCAAAAGCAAUAAUAAAGAAAUACAGUUGUGUCUCUUUGAAGAUGUUUAUAAAAGUUCAGAUGCUGGGAUUAAUUAAAUAUGAGAUUCUUCAUA
Molecule: messenger RNA, 2197 nt
Organism: Pomacea canaliculata
Lineage: Eukaryota; Metazoa; Mollusca; Gastropoda; Architaenioglossa; Ampullariidae
Product: DNA polymerase delta subunit 3-like
Biological process (GO): DNA replication; nucleotide-excision repair, DNA gap filling; DNA strand elongation involved in DNA replication
Cellular component (GO): delta DNA polymerase complex; nucleus
Molecular function (GO): DNA-directed DNA polymerase activity
Source: RefSeq, a predicted model, not a curated record